Messenger RNA from Microbotryum saponariae, 596 nucleotides. The record is from the annotation of a GenBank genome assembly. Lineage: Eukaryota; Fungi; Basidiomycota; Microbotryomycetes; Microbotryales; Microbotryaceae.
AUGUUCAGACCUACAUCACCCGUCCUCUCCAAGGCGUCUCGACUCCCCAUGAUGUCCAAGCAGGGCAACAAAAACUACUACAAAGGUCAGGCGCCCUUCCCUUUGCGCAUCGCAGCGUGAACCGUCGGCAUUCCCGUACCUUCCGAGCAUCCCGUCUCUCCCUUAUACUUUACUAAUCUUGAUCUUAUGCUUGAUGGUUUCAUUCUGACAGGUACCGGAUCCAUGCCCGGGUUGGGACCCAAAGCGCAAGGACGACACGGUGGACGAGGCAAGGCGCCCUACAUUCUCAUGCCCGAACGCAUGCGCACCUUUGUCGUGCCUUUAGGACUCAACACCACCGAUGUAUGUUUUCAAUAUCAUCUCUCACGUCGAGGAAGAAUCUCGGCGCUCAUCGCCCUCUUUCCCUGACUCAGAUGAAACCGUACGUCGCCAAGGAAGUCAAGCUCGACACCAAGGACGGUCUGUGGCCAAUGGCAGCGACCAAGGGCAAGGACCAGUACAGCAAGCGAGGGGGUCUCUACGGAGCCAAAGGAUUCGACGGCGAGUACUACCUCCAACUCGCCGAGUUCUUGCAGAAGCAGGACCCCAAGCCCUGA